Molecule: messenger RNA, 395 nt
Organism: Sorex araneus (European shrew)
Lineage: Eukaryota; Metazoa; Chordata; Mammalia; Eulipotyphla; Soricidae
Product: NADH dehydrogenase [ubiquinone] 1 alpha subcomplex subunit 5-like
Exons: 1
Coding region: 30-380 (116 amino acids)
Biological process (GO): respiratory electron transport chain
Source: RefSeq, a predicted model, not a curated record
CCCCGAGACGGCGGCUCGCAGGCGCUGUCAUGGCGGGUUUGCGGAAGAAGACGACCGGCCUGGUGGGCUUGGCGGUCUGCGAGAGUCCGCACGAGAGACUAAGAAUUCUAUACACAAAGAUUAUUGAUGUUCUUGAGCAAAUGCCUGCAAAUGCGGCCUACAGAAAGUAUACUGAACAGAUAACAAAUGAGAAGCUGGGUAUGGUUAAAGCAGAACCAGAUGUUAAAAAAUUAGAAGAUAAGCUUCAAGGUGGCCAAAUAGAAGAGGUGAUUCUGCAGGCUGAAAAUGAACUAAGUCUGGCAAGAAAAAUGAUGCAAUGGAAGCCGUGGGAGCCUUUAGUAGAAGAACCUCCUGCCAACCAAUGGAAAUGGCCAAUAUAAUCAUCACUAAAUGUU